CUUUUUUACCAGGUUAAAGGAGAUAUGUGUUUGAAGAUAAUUGAAAAUGGGAAACCAAAAGACAUCGUCAUCCGAGAAGGGGAGAUGUUCCUCCUACCUGCUAGGAUACCUCAUUCUCCUCAGAGAUACGCAAACACUGUGGGUCUUGUGAUUGAGAGGGAAAGAUUAAAGACAGAAAUUGAUGGGCUCAGAUACUAUGUUGGAGAAUCAACUAACGUCCUCUUUGAAAAAUGGUUUCACUGUGAAAAUCUCGGCACUCAACUUACACCAAUAAUUCAAGAGUUUUUCAAUUCAAGGCAAUAUAAAACCGGAAAACCAAAUCCAGAUGAACUCCUGAAAGAAACACCUUUCCCGCUAAAUUCUGCUGCUGUUAUGGAGACAUUUUCCUUCCAAGACUGGUUAAACAAUCACCGUGGCAAAAUAAAACAGAAGAAAUCGUUGAGUAUGUUUGGAGAUAACUUUGAAACAGAGGUCAUAGCUUACGGACCAGGAACAACUGAGAAAAGUAAAAACAAUUCAGAUAUCUGGAUAUGGCAGCUGGAGGGCACAUCUACUGUUACCAUGGAUGGUAAAACCCUGCCUCUAUCUGCUGAUGACAGCCUGCUUGUCCGUGCGCAGUCUACGUACUGCUGGAAAAGAGCAGAAGACUGUGUUGCUCUCGGCAUUGCUCAGGAUCCAAAACGCAAGCAGCCUUAUGCCUAG
Messenger RNA from Balearica regulorum gibbericeps (East African grey crowned-crane), 702 nucleotides. Lineage: Eukaryota; Metazoa; Chordata; Aves; Gruiformes; Gruidae. The record is from RefSeq and is a predicted model, not a curated record.